UGUCCCAAGCUUUGAGGUCUUCGUUCGAAUGUGUUCAGCUAAAAAGGAUAUCUAUGACAAAAUACUCAUACCCAGUAUGAAGUUAUUCUGGCCAAAUGAUACUCGGCUGGUAGUUGUAUUGGAUAACGAGACCAAAAGUGAUCAUCUUUGUGGAGAGGAACUGCGUAACAGGUACCCUUACCCGAAAGUAUUUUAUGAAAAUCCCUCGAAAGCCUACAACAACCACGGACACGAUCGACAACAAUGGUCGAUGUUUUACCCGGAGAAUUACACUAACGCUGAAUACGUCGGAUUUGUGGAUACGGAUACUUUAUUCGUGUCAACUGUCACACCAGAGGAUCUCUUCCUAAACGGAAAACCCGUAGUCAUUGGAGUUUAUGGAAGUUUACUUAAUAGCUGGUGGAGAGGGGUAGCCCUGAAGACAAGUAAACUGUUUGGAAAACCAGAGGUUAUGAAAUGCAUGGGGUAUUUUCCCGUCAUCGUGAAAGUUGAGCACAUCGUUAAAUUGCGACAUUACCUCGAAAAACGACACAAUAAACCAUUUGAUGAUAUAUUUAAAGAGUAUACAGUCGUAGAUAUUUUCUCACAGUUCAACAUCAUGUGCCAGUAUGUAUACACAUUUCAUCGCAGUGAAUACAAUUUUCGUAUUCAAAAGCGUCCGAAUGGAAACUGGAUGAAAGAGAGCCAAGGCAGGAUGCCUUUGAAAUUCUACCGUGAUAAUUUUACAGCGAAGGAACGCACACCUAUUACGAGAGUAGCAAUCCACUGGCGUUACCACGCACCCCAAAAGGACGAAGUUUUACUGCCUCCGUACAAUUUAAAAAGCUACUACCCCCAAGCUCUCCUCGAAGGCAUUUGCCACUCGGGUGGGUUUGACAUUUGCCCUGACCACUGCAGGUAUUUCAAUAAAAGCAACAUUCAUAGAAAUCUUUUCAAUUUUGAAUACUCCGACUGGACGUGGGAUCCUGCUUGUGACAGGGCUCAGAAAAAACACUAUGCGGAUGUUAAGCGUUUAAUUGAAUAUUACAGAUUAAACGAUAUGAACAUAUUUGGUGAAAAAACAGCUGAUGUCGCAUGUGAACGUAUCUUCAGGUCGGUAAAAGUGGACAUAAGCAAAGUUAUUCAUUAGCAAAUGAUAAAAACUCAAAUUAUCGGCCUACACUUCUUAUGUCCAGUGUUUGUAUAUACGUACCUGUAUGCUGGUCACGGUAAUAUCCCACAAUUAUAUUCUGUAGACAUUAUAAGUGUUGAUAUUAUCUUCAUUAAGUCAUAAAUAAUAUAUGAGCGUGGUAUGAUACUAAAGAUAGUUAUGAUUUAAUUGGAGUUGGAACAUACAUGUAAUUAUGCAUUAUCUUUGUUGUGAAAAGGUGAUAGGACACCAAGGGCAGCUGGUCCCCGUUUCA
Messenger RNA from Lingula anatina, 1403 nucleotides. RefSeq lists its product as uncharacterized. The record is from RefSeq and is a predicted model, not a curated record. Lineage: Eukaryota; Metazoa; Brachiopoda; Lingulata; Lingulida; Lingulidae.